GUCGGUGUGUUAACACGUUUUGUUUUUGUUCUGUUUAGCGGUCGACAUACACGAGUGUGUUAUUGUUAUUUUGUUAUUGUUAUUGGAGUGAACGAAACUGCGGAGUGGCACGGGGACCAAAAAAUUUUCUGUGUAACUGCUAUUAGUGCUAAGAGCGAGGAAAAAGGUUCGACAGCUGAAAUUACUGAAGGAGGAGUCGACCACAGCUUUGUAACAAUAAAAAUGGAGUCUGGUCGAGGCCACGGUUUGGAAUACAAUAUUCUAAUAUAUGCUAAAUAAAUAUUUAAUAUAAUAGUUUAAAACCGUUUUUAUAAUGUUAGGAAAUAAAUAAAAUAAAACAAUA
Diabrotica virgifera virgifera (western corn rootworm) is the source of this 343-nucleotide messenger RNA. RefSeq lists its product as uncharacterized. NCBI's taxonomy places the organism in Eukaryota, Metazoa, Arthropoda, Insecta, Coleoptera, Chrysomelidae. The annotation marks the transcript as partial. The transcript has 2 exons. The record is from RefSeq and is a predicted model, not a curated record.